AUGGACUACGCUCGCAAGCGUUCAAGAAAUGCUGGUGAGGGCGAUGGAAGCGAUGGGUUUGGAGCUUUAGAAUCUCUUUCACGACCCAUCAGCCCACCGCGCAAGAAAAUCCGUCAAGUGGACAUGCAUAAAUCACCAUGGCAGCUCACUCGAGUCCGAGAUCUCCCAGAUGAAGUAAACAAGGAUACCGUUUCGCUCAAAGAUCUUCUAGGCGAUCCUCUGAUUAGAGAAUGCUGGCAAUUCAACUUUCUGCAUGACAUCCCCUUUGUCAUGAAUUCGUUUGACGAAAGCAUUAAACACUUGGUUAUGCUCCAUGUAGUCCAUGGAUUCUGGAGGAGAAGCGACCUGAGUCGAAUUGUUCUUUCGGGUGACGCAGCCCAGUAUCCCAAUGUUCAUUUGCAUUGCGCACCCAUGCCCGAAAUGUUUGGAACACACCACUCCAAGAUGAUGAUAUUGUUUCGCUCCGACAGCACGGCCCAAAUCAUUAUUCAUACAGCAAACAUGAUCCCAAAGGAUUGGACCAAUAUGACCAAUGCAGUGUGGAAAUCUCCAAAACUCCCGUUGUUAUCGGAGCCAGAUGUCAUAUUCCAACACGGACAGGUGCUUCCCGUUGGCAGUGGCGUAAGAUUCAAAGCGGAUUUAUUGUCAUAUUUGAUGCUGUAUGAUUCGUAUAGGGUCACUUGUAAGCCACUGGCAGAUCAUCUCGUCAAUUUUGACUUUUCCAGCAUACGGGCAGCGUUCAUUGCCAGUGUUCCCGGCAAGCAUGACUUUCGCGAUACUUCUGGACCUGCUUGGGGCUGGGCUGGGCUGCAAAAGUGUUUGAGAGCGGUGCCCGUUGAACCAGGAGAGUCAGAAAUCGUCGCCCAAAUAUCCUCCAUUGCGACGCUUGGUGCUAAGGAUGAUUGGCUGCAGCGCACGCUGUUUGAUUCACUAGCUACAUCUCUCACCCCGAAUGUGAAGAGGCCCAAUUUCAAAGUUGUUUUCCCCACAGCAGACGAGAUCCGGAAUUCACUGGACGGAUACGCCUCGGGGAAGUCCAUUCAUACCAAGAUCAAUUCAGUGCAGCACAUUCGACAGCUGCACUAUCUUCAACCAAUGCUGCAUCACUGGGCCAAUGACAGUAAGGAUGGAGCAGAAGAGUAUGAAGAGGUGCUUAUCCGUGGCGACAGCGGGCGAAAUCGUGCUGCUCCACACGUCAAAACAUACAUCCGGUUCAACCAGAACAACACAAUUGACUGGGCCAUGCUAACGUCGGCCAACAUAUCGAAGCAGGCGUGGGGCGAUACCCUGAAGCUCACUACCGGGGAAGUUCGGAUCGCUUCCUGGGAAGUUGGCGUACUGGUGUGGCCGGGCUUGCUCUGCGAAGACGGGGUCAUGGUAAGCUCGUUUCAGUCAGAUACCGCAGACAUGUCGUUUUUUUCUCAGGCACAGAGACCCAUCAAGAGACCAGCCAUAGCCACCAUGAGUCCCGCGACCAAUGGUAACUCUGGGCCUUCUGGCCAUGAGCACCCGGCCUUUUCGUCCUCGUUCCGCUCGGGCUCGCCUCUUGCCGAGCAGGUUCUGGCCCAAGACAUCGCAGCGUGCUCCGACGAUGACUUUGACCCCGCCGAUGACCUGCUUGACCCCGAGCAGCCCCAUCACUUCAUGUACCGCCGACCAAGCGGCGUGGCUUACGGAGCAGCGCGGCCUGCCUUCAAUCCCAGUGGGCUGGAAGAGCCCAUAUUGACACCGCUGGAGCGAAAGCAGUCUCGCGAUGCUGAGCGCAGCCUUUUGCGAGACAACCAUGUCCUUCCCCCGAAACACGCCAACAAGAGCCAGUCGUUGCCCGCUCGAAUGUACCGAAAGCUGUUCAGUACCAAGGUUCCCGUCGAAGAAUCCAGCGACGAGACCGACGAGGACGAGCCGCUGCUCUCCCGUGAUCCAGACCGUGACUACGGCACACAGCCCAGACGGCAGCGAUCUGAAGUGGAGGGAGAGGAAGACGUGGAUGAGCAGUGGGAGGAAGCCAUAACGGCCGGGCGGAUUCGCACCACAUGGCAGCGUGAAGCAAAGACGGUUUUGUCCUACUGUGGACCUCUUAUCGUCACCUUCUUCCUGCAAUAUUCGAUCAACGUUGCGGGCAUCUUUGCCGUUGGUCGAAUUGGCACCAUCGAGCUGGGGGCCAUAUCAUUGGCCAACAUGUCGCAAGCCAUCUCCUGCUUGGCCCCGUUCCAAGGCUUGGCCACCAGUUUAGAUACUCUGUGCGCCCAGGCUUAUGGAUCUGGCCACAAGCAUCUCGUCGGCUUGCAGUGCCAGCGCAUGGCAUGCUUCCUGCUUACCCUCUCUGUGCCCGUAAUUAUGCUGUGGCUGUUUGGAGCCGAGCCCAUUUUGCAGCGCAUGGUACCCAACCCCGAGUCUGCUCGACUUGCCGCCCUCUACCUCAGAGUCAUGAUCUUUGCGAUUCCCGGCGUCAUUCUCUUCGAGUGCGGCAAGCGCUUCACUCAGGCGCAGGGCCUCUUCCAGGCCACCACCUAUGUCCUCCUGUUCGCUGCUCCCUUCAACGUCUUCCUCACUUGGUUGCUCGUCUGGAAGCUCGAGUAUGGCUUCGUCGGCGCUCCCAUGGCCGUUGCCAUCACGGAGAACAUCUUGCCACUUCUCCUCUUCUGCUAUGUGCGCUUUGUCAACGGCCGAGAAUGUUGGGGCGGCUUCAGCAGGCGUGCGCUUAACAAUUGGUGGGUCAUGAUCCGGCUGGCGCUGCCGGGUAUGAUCAUGGUCGAAGCCGAGUGGCUCGCUUUCGAGAUCCUGACCCUAUUGGCCAGCCGCUUCGGAUCUGACUACUUGGCGGCCCAGAGCGUUGUCUCGACGAUUGCGUCCAUCUCAUACCAGAUUCCUUUCCCCAUGUCGAUUGCUGCCUCUACCCGUGUUGCCAACUUGAUUGGAGCCGGCCUUGUCGACGCAGCCAGAGUGACUGGCAAAGUGACUUUUGUCAUUCACUGUAUCCUUGGAUUGCUCAAUUUCACACUCUACAGCAGCCUUCGAUUUCACUUACCUCUGCUCUUCACCGACGAUGAGACGGUUAUUUCCAUUGUCGCCAGCAUUUUGCCUGUUGUCGCCGUCAUGCAGGUGUUCGAUUGCAUGAGUGCUGGUGCCCACGGAUUGCUACGUGGUAUCGGCAAACAGAGCAUAGGCGGACCAGUGAACCUGAUUUCGUACUAUGCUAUAUCGUUGCCCAUUUCGCUCGCACUGUCCUUUGGACUUGGCUGGAAACUGCAAGGUCUAUGGGCUGGUGUCAGCGUGGGCUUAUUCCUGGUUACGACAAUCGAAUAUACCUACCUGUUGAAGACUGACUGGAAACAAGCAGCUCGAGAGGCUGCCGUCAGAAAUGCAGCGGGCUAG
Molecule: messenger RNA, 3375 nt
Organism: Trichoderma asperellum CBS 433.97
Lineage: Eukaryota; Fungi; Ascomycota; Sordariomycetes; Hypocreales; Hypocreaceae
Biological process (GO): xenobiotic detoxification by transmembrane export across the plasma membrane
Cellular component (GO): membrane
Molecular function (GO): xenobiotic transmembrane transporter activity; antiporter activity
Source: RefSeq, a predicted model, not a curated record